Penicillium olsonii is the source of this 1041-nucleotide messenger RNA. Lineage: Eukaryota; Fungi; Ascomycota; Eurotiomycetes; Eurotiales; Aspergillaceae. The record is from the annotation of a GenBank genome assembly.
AUGGCCGACUCGGUGGCACAGAACUCUCAUGGAUAUGACCAUGACAAUUUACGCCAUGUGGUCAUCACAUCGACAUGUUUUGCCUUUAUCUUGUCGACAACGGCGGUCGGCUUCAGAGUCAUUUCCCGAGCUAUUAAUGGAAAGGGGCUCUUCCUAGAUGAUUGGCUUAUCAUCCUGGCGCUAAUAUUUGAGUACGGCAUAUCUAUAGCCGGAGUUGUUUUACUUUAUAAUGGUCUCGGAACUCAUAUCGUGGAGGUCCCUCCUGAGAAUAUUGUUACCUAUUUGAAGACACUAUUCACAGGAGCGAUUCUAUACACGUGUUGUAUCCUGUUUAUCAAGUUAUCAAUCCUUGCACUCUACCGAAGGCUAUUCCCCAUCAGAAGCAUGAAGGCAGCUGUCAAUGUUACAUCUCUCAUUGUGAUUCUGUGGGCCGCCUGCGGUAUUCUCGCUGGAUGUUUCAACUGUAUUCCAACCGAGAAAGCAUGGCACCCUAUGAUUGAGGGCGGCUGCAUGAAUCUCUCGAAGUUUUAUUACGGUCUUCAGAUCCCGAACAUUGCGACUGACGCAAUCAUUCUGAUCAUGCCUAUGCCCGUUGUUUGGAAGCUUCCCAUCUCCAAGCCUCAAAAGAUGGGUCUUUCUGCCAUCUUCGUUCUCGGAGUGUUGACACUUGCUUUUGAUAUCGUCCGGCUGGUUGUCUUGAUUGAUCUUGCCGAAAAGGCGGAAGACAUCACAUAUGACCAAGUCCCAGCAAGUGUGUGGACAUGUAUCGAGCCCGCCGUCGGAAUUGUCGCAGCAUGCCUUGCGAACAUGCGUCCAUUGUUCAAUUUCAUGCACGUCAAAGUCUGGUCUAAGAUCACAAGUCGAUAUGCCACCAACUCCAAUAACUCCAGCGCUUCGCAGAUCAACGAGAAGGGAAAUUGGAAUCGUCAAACCCCAAGCCCUCAGCCUGAACAUGACCACAGUACCCCUUCGAGUCCUGUUAGCGACCCUCACUCAUCUCCCUUGAGCCAGUCGCCCGCUCAUAACCAGUCCGCCGUUUGA